UAUUAGGAACUGCCCGGGACACGUUUCCCGUGUGCCUCCCUUGUUUAGCGCUGCAGUAUUCUCUCCCGGGUUAAAGGUCCCUAUUGCUUGGGCUUUCCCUGCCUGUUUCCGUGAUCGCUUAUUGACUCUUCCUGUCUAUAUUCCAGGCCAUGGAAGCAAUCCUUCAAAAUUGUUGUUUUUGAUAUCAAUAGACUACGGAUUGAGAACUGGUGAAAGAGUUAACAAGGGGCUGGAACUGGAUCUGUUGCCAAAUCUGGUUGAGGCUUGUUGGCCGGUUAAUGCAUAGAGUAAAGAAGGUCAAACUUGAAGACGAAACUGAAGGUAGUUGGAAAAGUUAUACAGCUGUCAGGAUGACUGCCGUGGAUGAGCUCUCAGACAGCACAGAGGUGGUGGAGAUGGAGGACGUCCCCUCCCAGUUCUUUGUGGAGAAGCACUCUUGGGACGGCUUGCGUGACAUCAUCCACAGCAGCCGCAAGUACUCCGGAAUGAUUGUCAACAAGGCGCCUCACGACUUCCAGUUUGUGCAGAAACAGGAUGAGUCCGGACCCCACUCCCACCGACUCUACUACCUCGGAAUGCCCUAUGGGAGCAGGGAAAACUCACUACUUUACUCUGAAAUUCCCAAGAAGGUUCGGAAAGAAGCCCUCCUGGUGCUAUCCUGGAAACAGAUGCUGGAUCACUUUCAGGCCACGCCCCACCAUGGCGUGUACUCCAGGGAGGAGGAGCUCCUGAGGGAGAGGAAGAGGCUGGGCGUGUUCGGGAUCACGUCCUACGACUACCACGCCCGCAGUGGCCUCUUCCUGUUCCAGGCCAGCAACAGCCUCUUCUGCUGCCGCGACGGGGGCCACAACGGCUUCAUAACCUCCCCGAUGAAGCCGGUGGAGAUUAAGACGCAGUGCUCAGGGACGCGCAUGGACCCCAAGAUCUGCCCCGGCGACGCCAGCUUCAUCGCCUUCAUCAACAACAACGACCUCUGGGUGGCCAGCAUCGAGUCGGGCGAGGAGCGGAGGCUGACUUUCUGCCACAAAGGGUUAAAUAACGUAAAAGAAGACCCUAAGUCUGCAGGUGUGGCCACGUUUGUCAUCCAGGAGGAGUUUGAUCGGUUCACAGGGUACUGGUGGUCCCCUGCUGCACCUGAAGACUCGGACGGAGGGAAGACUCUGCAGUUGCUGUAUGAGGAGGUGGAUGAGUCGGAGGUGGAGAUCAUUCACGUUCCAUCUCCGGCCUUGGAGGAGCGGAAGGCGGAUGCCUACAGAUACCCGCGGACAGGCAGUAAAAACCCCCAAAUCACCCUCAAACUAUCAGAGAUCAAGACCGACCACCUCGGCAGGAUUGUGAGCACACAAGACAAGGAGCUGGUCCUGCCCUUCACCACGCUGUUCCCGGGGGUCGAGUACAUCGCUCGCGCUGGCUGGACCCGGGACGGAAAAUUUGCCUGGGCUGUGCUGCUGGACCGGACUCAGCAGAGGUUGCAGCUGGUCCUGCUGCCCCCCGCCCUGUUCAUCCCCGUCUGCGAAGAGCAGGCCCAGCGGCAGGAGAGCGUGGAGGCCGUGCCCGAAAACGUCCACCCCUACGUCAUCUACGAGGAAGUUACUGACAUCUGGAUUAAUGUUCACGACAUCUUCUACCCGUUCAUCCAAACGAACGACGAUGAGAUCACCUUCCUCUGGGUGAACGAGUCGAAAACCGGCUUCUGCCACCUGUACAAAAUCACGUCGCUGUUACAACCAGGCUGUUACCAGUGGUCCCGGGACUACAGCUAUGCUGACGGGGAUUUCAAAUGCCAGAUUAAAGAGGAGGUGACCUUAACCAGCGGGGAAUGGGAGGUGCUGGCUCGGCACGGGUCCAAGAUCUGGGUGAACGAGGCCACGAAGCUGGUGUACUUCCAGGGCACGAGGGACACCCCCCUGGAGCACCAUCUGUACGUGGUGAGCUACGACUCGCCGGGAGACAUCGUCAGGCUGACCAAGCCCGGCUUCUCCCACAGCUGCUCCAUAAGCCAGAAUUUUGACAUGUUCGUCAGCCACUACAGCAACGUGAGCACCCCGCCCUGUGUUCACGUCUACAAGCUGCAGGGUCCGGAGAGCGACCCGCUGCAUAAGGAGCCAGAGUUCUGGGCUAGCAUGAUGGAGGCUACGGGCUGCCCCUCGGAUUACAUCCCACCGGAGAUAUUCGAUUUCCCCGGAAGGUCUGGCUUUCAGCUCUACGGAAUGGUGUACAAGCCACACAACUUGAUACCUGGCCGGAAGCAUCCCACAAUCCUCUUUGUGUACGGAGGGCCUCAGGUCCAGUUAGUGAAUAACUCCUUUAAAGGGGUGAAGUACCUGCGGCUGAACACCCUCGCGUCUUUGGGCUACGCUGUAGUGGUCAUCGACGGGAGGGGAUCGUGUCAGAGGGGCCUGAAGUUCGAAGGCGCCCUGAAAAACAAGAUGGGCCAGGUGGAGAUCGAGGACCAGGUCGAAGGCCUGCAGUACGUGGCCGACAAGUACAACUUUGUGGACCUGAGUCGAGUGGCCAUCCACGGGUGGUCCUACGGGGGCUUCCUGUCCCUCAUGGGGCUCAUUCACAGGCCCAACGUCUUCAAGGUUGCCAUCGCGGGCGCCCCGGUGACCGUGUGGAUGGCGUACGACACGGGCUACACCGAGCGCUACAUGGACGUGCCGGAGAACAACCAGCAGGGCUACGAGGCCGGCUCGGUGGCGCUGCACGUGGACAAGCUGCCCAACGAGCCCAACCGUUUACUCAUUUUACAUGGAUUUCUUGAUGAGAAUGUGCACUUUUUCCACACCAAUUUCCUGGUGUCACAGCUAAUCCGUGCUGGGAAGCCAUAUCAGCUGCAGAUUUACCCCAACGAGCGACACAGCAUCCGCUGCCCGGAGUCCGGCGAGCACUAUGAGAUCAUGCUGCUGCACUUUCUCCAGCAAUACCUCUGAUCUGGGCCCUCCAAACCAGGGCAGCGUCUCCAUCUCUCACCUCCAUCCUCAUCCCGCCUCCUCCCGCCGACGGGACGCCUCCACGCCCUGCUCUCUCACCCCCCGCGUCUCGCCCCUGCCCUCUCCCCCUGUCCCCUGUCCCCCCCGGUCCUCUCCCCCCUGUCCUCUCCCCCUGCCCCGCCCCAGUCCUCUCCCCCUGCUUGCUCUCUCUACGGAUGGGGAGUUUGAGUCUGCUGAGUGGCACUGAGCCCCGCAUCACAAACUGGAGCCCGCUGACCUUUCACCUUUCACAGGGGAACGGAGAGGAAAGGACACCAACACAAAAGUUAUGAAUGGAAACAGUAACUUACUAGUAACUUAUAAUUUUAUUUUAUUAUGGUCGACGUGCCACUUCCUGCUUCCCGUUUCUUUUCUGGAGCCCAGAUAAGUUUGCCAAAUGAUUUUUUUUUUUUUUUUUUUGGUGUCCAGUCAGUGGCUUAAGAUGACACGUAACAGAACACAAGGUAUCCUUAUAUGCACACGUGCACCGAACACACAUCGCACACACACACACACACGCACACGCAAACAUUUUACUCUCGUUCAUGUCUUUAUAUGGAUUUCAAAAGUCUACCCUUUUAUUUGGUUUUUAUUUCAAGCCCUGCAGUUCUACAUCAAAGAUAAAAUGGUUUCGUUCUGUGAGUCUAAAACCUU
Conger conger (European conger) is the source of this 3626-nucleotide messenger RNA. RefSeq names its product dipeptidyl-peptidase 9 (gene dpp9). Bases 279 to 2933 code for a protein of 884 amino acids. NCBI's taxonomy places the organism in Eukaryota, Metazoa, Chordata, Actinopteri, Anguilliformes, Congridae. Gene Ontology annotation, biological process: proteolysis. Gene Ontology annotation, molecular function: serine-type peptidase activity; dipeptidyl-peptidase activity. The record is from RefSeq and is a predicted model, not a curated record. The transcript is spliced from 21 exons.